CAGCACGUCAGUAGCCGUAGUUUCGCCCGUUUUCUCAUUUUCUGCCUCCUUUCUGUUUAUUCCAUAUUUUUGGGUACCACUCAGGAGCUGAGGCCUCCUCGCUGGAUUCCUGCGUUUCUAAACCCUAAUCUUUUGGUCUCCAAAAAAUGGACCACUUCUUCUUCUUCUUAUAGGAUUUUUUUAAAAAUUUUUUUGGAAAGAGCCACCCAUUGCUUUCCUCCGUAUUUCUGAAAGAAAAGCAAGGAAGAGGGUGGAGGAAGAAGAAGAAUCCUGACACAAAGCAAUGUCUCGCCAAGCUACUUCCUCCGCUUUCCACAAAUCUAAAACUCUCGGCAACAAAUACAUGCUUGGAGAUGAAAUCGGAAAAGGUGCAUAUGCACGUGUUUAUAAAGGUUUGGAUUUGGAGAAUGGAGACUUUGUUGCAAUUAAACAAGUAUCUUUGGAGAAUAUAGCCCAGGAAGAUCUCAAUAUUAUAAUGCAAGAGAUUGAUUUAUUGAAGAAUUUGAAUCAUAAAAACAUUGUCAAGUAUCUUGGAUCAUUGAAGACAACAACUCACCUGCAUAUAAUUCUUGAGUAUGUGGAGAACGGUUCGCUUGCAAACAUUAUCAAGCCAAAUAAAUUUGGGCCUUUUCCUGAAUCAUUGGUGGCUGUUUAUAUUGCCCAGGUUUUGGAAGGUUUGGUUUAUCUACAUGAACAGGGUGUUAUCCAUCGGGAUAUCAAGGGUGCAAAUAUUUUGACAACUAAAGAGGGUCUUGUGAAACUCGCUGAUUUUGGUGUUGCGACCAAACUAACCGAGGCUGAUGUUAACACACAUUCUGUUGUUGGAACACCAUAUUGGAUGGCCCCAGAGGUGAUCGAAAUGUCGGGGGUUUCUGCUGCUUCUGACAUUUGGAGUGUUGGAUGUACUGUGGUCGAACUACUAACGUGUGUGCCACCUUACUAUGAACUGCAGCCUAUGCCAGCUCUCUUUCGGAUUGUGCAGGAUGAGAAUCCACCGAUACCUGAUAGUCUAUCUCCAGACAUUACUGACUUUCUGCGCCAGUGCUUUAAGAAGGAUGCUAGACAGAGGCCAGAUGCAAAAACACUGCUUUCUCAUCCUUGGAUACGAAACUGCAAACGUGCCUUGCAGUCUUCUCUGCGCCAUAGUGGAACCAUUAGAAACUUAUCAGAAACUGUUGCAGCAGAUGGAGAAAGCUCUACUGGUGAUAAUCAAAGUGCUGGAAAGACUCUUCCUGUGCACAAAGCGGAGGCAUCUGAAACAAGCUCCAGGAAAGAGCUAUUAUCAGCAGAGGGCACCAAUGAAGGCAAGUAUGAUCAUGAUCAUUCUGCAGAUAGUAAUCUUCGUGAAGAAAGAAUAAAUAAUUUAGAUGAUGAUCUACUAUCAGACGAAGUUCCAACCUUGUCCAUUCAUGAGAAAUCUUCAUUAAGAAGUAGUUCUGGUAGACUGUCUGUUAAGAAUGUAGUGGCAACCCCUGGUCCUGCUCAGCUUCAUGAGAUAUCACAGCAAGAUGAUGAUUUUGGAUCUCCUAAAUCAAGCAAGAAACAUGUGGAAAAAGGACUUGUAGGCGAAGAGACUUCUGUUGAUAUUGGGAAUAAAUCAUUUUGUUUUGGACCUACUCAGGAUGCCGGCCUGCAAAAGGCUACAAAAGCAUCGGUGACCUCACCUGGGAAUGAGCUAAGUAGGUUUAGUGAUCCUCCUGGAGAUGCUUCCUUGGAUGACUUAUUUCAUCCAUUGGAUAAAAGCUUGGAGGAAAGAGUAGCUGAUGCUUCAACAUCUGCAUCUGCAUCGAAUGUGAACCAAGCUACUGUACCUGAUGCAGGCAAAAAUGAUCUAGCUAAGAAAUUAAGGGAUACAAUUGCUAAGAAACAAAUGGAAGAAGAAAUGGGACAGUCAAAUGGUGGUGGUGACAUACUUCGCUUAAUGAUGGGUGUUUUGAAGGAUGAUGUUAUUGACAUUGAUAAUUUGGUUUUUGAAGAGAAGUUACCCUCUGAGAAUAUAUUUCCCCUACAGGCAGUUGAGUUUAGUCGAUUGGUUAGCUCACUAAGACCAGAAGAGUCAGAGGAUGCUGUUAUGACUGCCUGUCAGAAACUCAUAGCAAUCUUCCACCAGCGACCUGAACAGAAAAUUGUUUUUGUCUCCCAGCAUGGUUUGCUGCCUUUGAUGGAAUUGCUUGAUAUCCCAAGAACUCGUGUUAUAUGUUCUGUGCUUCAACUUAUUAACGAGCUUGUAAAAGACAACACUGAUUUCCAGGAGAAUGCUUGUCUUGUUGGCUUGAUCCCUUUAGUAAUGAGUUUUGCGGGGCCUGAUCGUCCUCGGGAAGUUCGGAUGGAAGCAGCUUGGUUCUUGCAGCAGCUUUGUCUAUCAAGCUCCUUGACUUUGCAGAUGUUCAUAGCUUGCCGUGGAAUCCCUGUUUUAGUUGGUUUUUUAGAGGCUGAUUAUGCAAAGUACAGGGAAAUGGUGCACCUAGCAAUUGAUGGCAUGUGGCAGGUUUUCAAGCUUCAACGAUCAACCCCAAGGAAUGAUUUCUGUCAGAUAGCUGCGAAAAAUGGGAUAUUACUGAGGCUUAUUAAUACUCUGUAUAGUUUAAAUGAAGCAACUCGACUUGCUGCUAAAUCUGUUGGGGGUCGAUUCUCAUCAGAUGGUUCUGCUCAACAGCAACGUUCUGGUCCUUUAGAUUCCAGUCAUCCUCUGUUUUCUCAGAACGAAAUUCCACUCUCUCCAACUGAUCAUUUGUUAGACAGACAUGGAAUGACUGAGCAUUCGUUUCCAACUGUAACUCAAGAAUCUUCACGGGCUUCAACUUCACAUUCUCAGAGGUCAGAUAUCAAUCUGCCGGAUCCUCGUUAUCUUUCUAUUGACGGUGACAGACCCCGGUCUAGCAAUGGGGCAUCAGAUAUUUCAGUUGGUUCUAAAUUGGCAUACUUUACUUCCAUGGAAAAAGUUGCAAAUAUAGGCACCAAAGAAUCCUCUACAACUUCCAAAGGGCGAGAAAACAUGGAUCGGUGGAAAAUUGAUCCUGCUGACCUCAGACAGCCAAAGGCAAGUAACUCUAUAAACAGGACAUCUACUGACAGACCUCCCAAAUUGAUAGAAGCUAUGUCAAAUGGAUUUACCACUUCAAGAACUACCCAGGCAGAACAAGUUCGCCCGCUGCUUAGCUUAUUGGAGAAGGAACCUCCUUCUAGACGUUUCUCCUGUCAAUUGGAGUAUGUACGCCACCUGCCAGGAUUAGAGAAACAUGAAAGUGUACUGCCUCUACUACAUGCUAAUGACAGGAAAACCAAUGGUGAACUAGAUUACUUGAUGGCUGACUUUGCAGAGGUCUCUGGCCGUGGAAGAGAAAAUGGAAUUGUGGAUUCUACACCUAGAAUUUCACAUAAAUCAGCGAGUAAGAAAGUUGGACAACUGGCAUUCUAUGAAGGAGCAGCAUCGAGAUCCGGCAUAGCUUCUCAGACGACAUCAGGUGUAUUAUCUGGCUCAGGUGUUCUAGAUGCUAGACCAGGAAGCACAACCUCAUCAGGGUUACUGUCCAACAUGGUAUCAACAAUGAAUGUGGAUGUUGCCGGGGAGUAUCUGGAAAAGGUGGCAGACCUUCUUCUUGAAUUUGCCCAAGCAGAUACUACCGUUAAGUCCUACAUGUGUAGCCAAAGCUUGCUUAACCGUCUUUUCCAGAUGUUCGAUCGCAUUGACCCACCUAUUCUAUUAAAGAUUCUGAAGUGUAUCAAUUAUUUGUCCACCGAUCCAAACUGCUUAGAGAAUCUUCAGCGAGCAGAUGCAAUUAAGUAUUUGAUCCCCAACCUAGAGCUCAAAGAUGGCCCUCUUGUAUCCCAAAUGCAGCACGAGGUUCUCAAUGCCCUGUUCAACUUGUGCAAGAUAAAUAAGAAGAGACAGGAACAAGCAGCAGAAAAUGGAAUCGUUCCACACUUGAUGAGUUUCAUCAUAUCAGAUUCUCCCUUGAAGCAACAUGCGUUGCCGCUACUGUGUGACAUGGCUCAUGCAUCACGUAAUUCAAGGGAACAGUUGAGGGUCCAUGGUGGAUUGGAUGUGUUCUUGAGCUUGCUUGAUGAUGAGCUGUGGUCUGUGACAGCAUUAGAUGCACUUGCUAUUUGCUUGGCUAAUGACAGUGACAACCAAAAGGUGGAACAAGCUUUGCUAAAGAAGGAUGCAGUUCACAGAUUGGUGAAGUUUUUCCAAUGUUGUCCAGAGCGGCAUUUUGUCCACAUACUGGAACCAUUCUUGAAAAUUAUCACGAAAUCAUCCCGAAUAAACACAACAUUAGCUGUUAAUGGUUUGACGCCACUGCUGAUUGCAAGGUUGGAUCAUCAGGAUGCUAUUGCCCGUCUUAAUCUACUUAAAUUAAUUAAGGCUGUGUAUGAGCACCACCCACGGCCAAAACAAUUAAUCGUGGAGAAUGAUUUACCACAGAAGCUUCAGACUCUAAUAGAGGAACGAAGGGAUGGACAGCGAUCCGGGGGCCAAGUGUUGGUGAAGCAAAUGGCAACUUCCUUGCUCAAAGCCCUUCAUAUUAACACCGUCUUGUAAAUUCAUGUGUCUUAAACAAGUUUCCUCCUUCCCCGGAUGUAUGUAUGCAUGUAUAUUUUGAUUGUUUUGGAAGGAAUGAUUUUCUCUUUUCUUCCCCACUAGUAGCUCCUUUUGGUUUUUCAUCUCACAGCAAUGAUCUGGUGUCUCAUUUGUGCUGCUUUUUGGGGGCUUAUAUAUAUAUAAUUUAAAUUGACAGAAGAGAAGUGUAUCAUUUUGUAGAUAAUGGUAAAUAAUAUUUGCAUUUGCAUAGAUAAUGGUACAUGUACAGGGUAAAAGUUUGAUCUUCA
Gossypium raimondii (Peruvian cotton) is the source of this 4830-nucleotide messenger RNA. Its product is annotated as MAP3K epsilon protein kinase 1. The coding region runs from base 284 to 4543 and encodes 1419 amino acids. Gene Ontology annotation, cellular component: cytoplasm. Lineage: Eukaryota; Viridiplantae; Streptophyta; Magnoliopsida; Malvales; Malvaceae. The transcript is spliced from 24 exons. Gene Ontology annotation, molecular function: protein serine/threonine kinase activity; ATP binding; protein binding. The record is from RefSeq and is a predicted model, not a curated record. Gene Ontology annotation, biological process: protein phosphorylation.